AUGUUGCGUAGUCUUGGAGCGGCCAUACUGGCAGCUGGACUCCUCGUGGCUCCGGCCAACGGGGCCGCAUCUCAGACAUACACGUGGAAGAAUGUCCGGACUGGAGCCGGAGGAGGUUUCGUACCAGGCAUUGUGUUCAACCCCUCUGCCAAAGGCGUGGCCUAUGCUCGUACGGAUAUCGGAGGAGCCUACCGUCUCAAUUCCGACGAUACAUGGACUCCCCUGCAGGACCAUGUGAAUAGCAGCAAUUGGAACAACUGGGGCGUCGAUGCCCUUGCCACCGAUCCAAUUGAUACAAACAGACUGUACCUCGCCGUUGGCAUGUACACUAUAGAUUGGGACCCCAACAAUGGGGCGAUCCUCCGCUCAACCGACAAAGGAGAUACCUGGGAGUCCACCGCCCUGCCCUUCAAAGUUGGCGGAAACAUGCCUGGCCGCGGUAUGGGUGAGAGACUGGCUGUGGACCCCAAUGACAACAAAAUUCUAUACUUUGGUGCUAGGAGCGGACAUGGACUCUGGAAGAGCACGGACUACGGCGUGACCUGGUCGAAUGUUACUUCCUUCACCUGGACCGGAACAUACGUGCAAGAUUCAAGCUCUGCAUACACUGCCGAUCCUGUCGGAAUCGCCUGGGUGACCUUCGAUUCCACGUCCGGCUCCAAAGGAUCGGCCACGCCUCGUAUCUUCGUUGGUACUGCUGACACCGGAAAGUCGGUGUUCAAAUCGGAAGAUGCUGGUAAAACGUGGGCCUGGGUGUCUGGGGAGCCAAUGUAUGGCUUUCUCCCUCACAAAGGAGUUCUUUCACCAGCUGAGAAGACUCUUUACAUCUCAUACUCCAAUGGCGCCGGUCCGUAUGAUGGCACCAACGGAACGGUUCACAAGUACAAUAUCUCGUCCGGAGUCUGGACCGACAUCAGCCCAACAUCCGUGGCGAGCACAUACUACGGCUAUGGUGGUCUCGCAGUUGACCUCCAAGUCCCUGGCACGAUCAUGGUCGCAGCACUGAACUGCUGGUGGCCGGAUGAGUUGAUCUGGCGAAGUGUUGAUUCCGGCGCAACCUGGUCUCCUAUCUGGGAUUGGAACGGGUAUCCCAACAUCAACUACUACUACGGGUACGACAUCACCAACGCCCCCUGGAUCCAAGACAGCACUUCCACGGACGAAUUCCCCGUCCGAGUGGGAUGGAUGGUCGAGGCCCUCGCGAUCGACCCGUUUGAUUCGAACCACUGGCUUUACGGCACGGGCGAAACCAUCUACGGCGGACACGACCUGCUCAAGUGGGACUCGGCACACAACGUCACGCUGAAGUCUCUUGCCGUUGGUGUCGAGGAGAUGGCGGUGCUUGGCCUCAUCACUCCUCCAGGAGGCCCGGCUCUCCUGUCUGCCGUCGGCGAUGUGGGAGGCUUCUACCAUACCGACCUCGACACGGCGCCGUCGCAAUCCUUCCACACGCCCAGUUACGGCACCACGAACGACAUCGACUACGCCGGCAACAAGCCAUCCAAUAUUGUGCGUUCUGGGUCGAGCGAUACUGAUCCGACGCUCGCCCUGUCCAACGACUUUGGUAAGACCUGGUCGGCAGACUAUGCCGCCUCGUCGAGCACAGGCACCGGAAAGGUUGCUCUCUCCGCGGACGGGGACACCAUCCUCCUCAUGUCCAGCACGCAGGGCGCCAUGCGAUCCCAGAACCAGGGGACGCUGAGUGCUGUCUCGAGUCUCCCAUCGGGGGCCGCCAUCGCAUCCGACAAGGCCAACAACACCGUCUUUUACGGCGGCUCGGCGGGCAGUUUCUACGUGUCCACCAACACCGGUGCAUCGUUCAAGAAAACCGUCAGUCUCGGGUCUAGUUCGUCAGUCAACGCCAUUCGCGCUCAGCCUUCCGUCGCUGGGGAUGUGUGGGCGUCCACCGACAAAGGCCUCUGGCAUUCCACGGACUACGGCAGCAGCUUCACCCAAGUCGGUAGUGGAUGCACCGCGGGUUGGAGCUUUGGCUUUGGAAAGGCGUCCUCUACGGGCUCAUACCCGGUAAUCUAUGGCUUCUUUACAGUCGAUGGAGUCACCGCGCUGUUCAAGACGGAAGACAAGGGUGCAAACUGGCAGAUGAUCUCGGACGCCGAGUAUGGCUUUGGUUCGGCGACGUCGAACAUUGUCAAUGGCGACUUGUCGAAUUAUGGACGGGUCUUUGUUGGGACGAAUGGACGGGGUAUUUUCUAUGGUGUGCCGAGUGGAAGUCUUCCAACUACUACGACCACUGCACAUACGACUUCGACGACCAAGUCGAGUACGUCGAGUACGUCGACGACGUUGACGACCACAACCAAGACAUCGUCGACUUCCACUACAAAGUCUUCUACGACGACAACCUCCAAGACCACAACUACAACUACUAAGACAACCUCGACUACAUCGUCCGCGACAUCGACAGGCACCAGCACGCCGUACGGACAAUGUGGUGGUAUCGGAUACACGGGUCCGACAGCGUGUCCGACGGGAUGGAAAUGCACCUACGCGAACGACUACUAUUCCCAGUGCAUUCAAUGA
This is a messenger RNA of Aspergillus terreus NIH2624, 2541 nucleotides long. RefSeq names its product putative endoglucanase. Gene Ontology annotation, molecular function: cellulose binding; protein binding. NCBI's taxonomy places the organism in Eukaryota, Fungi, Ascomycota, Eurotiomycetes, Eurotiales, Aspergillaceae. The transcript is spliced from 8 exons. Gene Ontology annotation, biological process: xyloglucan metabolic process. Gene Ontology annotation, cellular component: extracellular region. The record is from RefSeq and is a predicted model, not a curated record. The coding region runs from base 1 to 2541 and encodes 846 amino acids.